AUCCAUAUUUCUUUUUAUUUAAUAACAUAACUAUUCAUAAUUACAUUUUUAAAACGUUUCAUCGUCAAUUUUAUUAAAAGGAAAUAAAAUAAUUCAAUUAUUCUUUCUUUUCCGCCUAUAGUCGAGUCCAUUUUCAUAAUUGGCGCGCGAUGUGACAGUCAUGACUGUCACGGGUCGCGUUCCGUCUAUCGUCUACCAUAAAACAUGUGAUCGACAAAGAUCCACACCGACAAGUCAUGUCUUCCAUAACCACAAAGUUAUAUUCCACAUAUAAGCUAGAGGAUAUGGCCCCUGACAGACACUUUAUAGUUCACAAGUUUUUACCCUUGUUUGAAGUAAGUGCAUUUUUCUUUACUCUCAAAACAACACUGUAAAAAAUGCUUUAUAAAAAUACAACGUGGUAGUAAAAUUACAACCACUUUUUGAUCUUGAGUAAGACAAUUUCACUACUCUCAAAAUUGUAAAAAUACAAAAUCUAGUAAAUUAAAAUAUUUCCCUAGCAAUUUUACUACCUGGUAGUAAAAUAGCUAUCUCCAGCAUAGGUCGUAUUCGUUUACUAGCAUGACGGUAGUAAUUUUACAACUGGUCAAAGUUUCGUUGUGAGUGUGGAAUUUUGUGAAAUUACAACCAGUCUUGUAAAAUUAGAUAUGAUAUAGUGAAUUUACAACUACUUACGCAUGGGACGCCAUCGUCGCCAUUUUGAAAAUUUAUAACCGUUUUACUUCAACGGGAGAACGGGAGAUCGUGCAUAACUUAUUUGCGUUUGCAGUCGAAUAAAAGAGUCAUUUCCACGAAAAAGGAUUAUUGACGCACAGAGUAUACCAAUUCUUCUUCAGUAUGGGCAUUUCAAGCAAUUUGUAGAUAUGGACGAACUUCAAACAGAUAAUCAGAAAAACUUAGGUGCAAUUUCAGUUAUUUUUCAGCAUUUUAAUGAAAAAUUUCAGAGCUUAUUAUUAACAUCACCUGCAAGCACAGAUAUUGAAUCUAUAAAACUCAGUGAAGCAUAUCCUACAAUUGUCAUGACAGAAAAAGCUGGAGAAAAUGAUAAUGAUGCAGAGGAUGAAGAGAAAUAUUUUCUUUUCAUGGAUCGUAUACGUGUCACUGAAAUAGACAGUUUUAUAAAUAUCGUAUUUAUACUACUUGCAUCGUAUUUAGUUUUUAACCGAUUAUGGCCACCAGCGGUUAGCUGCUUUCUAGAAUUCCUUCAGAUGCAUGAAGGUUAUAGACGACAAAACCAGAAGCAAAUCUAAAAAAAUUACAGAAAAGGUCAAUGCGUUUUUUAGAAAAUUGGAAAAUUUUUCAUUGGAGCAAUGAAGCAUCCCUAAUUUACAAAUGUAGAUUUAAAGUUUAAAAUACAAAUUAUUUAAUAAGUGUUUCUAAAUUUGUUAAAAAAUGAUCUCAGUAACUUAAUUUGCAUGAUGCAAUUUUGUUGUGCGAAAUGUUAAUCAGAAUAUAAAAAUUUAAAAAAUUUCCUCGUUCAAAAAGUGUUAGGUUAAGUAAAGAGAUGUGAUCUUAAUAUUAUUAAUAACUUAUUCACUUUCUUAAUGUAAUGUUAUGUGUCAUUACACUUAUAUAUUUAAAUAUUAAUGUAAAGAUUCUGUUAAGAACAAUAUUGUUUUUAUUACUGCAAGAAUUGUUGAGGGUAUGCGGGAGGAUAACGCGAAGUAAAGAUGCAAGACACUUAUUGAAAUACAAAAAGGCUUUAUUCGAGAGGUGCUACUCGCUCGGGAGUUCGACUGAAUAUGGUCCUUACAGAUCGGAGUUCGAAACGCCGCUAGGAGCGCGCGAUGUCGUGUCAUCCCCACUCUUAUUGUCGGGUCUCAUCGGAGGACGCUAUACUAGUCUGAAUAUGUGUAGGACUUAGCCUAUCGAAAACGCGAAAAUACACACUAGAUUUCAACACCCCCACUAUUUGAGUGUUUUUGAUGUCUCUCCUUUUCUUACAUAG
Molecule: messenger RNA, 1948 nt
Organism: Nasonia vitripennis (jewel wasp)
Lineage: Eukaryota; Metazoa; Arthropoda; Insecta; Hymenoptera; Pteromalidae
Exons: 3
Coding region: 864-1250 (128 amino acids)
Source: RefSeq, a predicted model, not a curated record